Messenger RNA from Penicillium olsonii, 924 nucleotides. The record is from the annotation of a GenBank genome assembly. Lineage: Eukaryota; Fungi; Ascomycota; Eurotiomycetes; Eurotiales; Aspergillaceae.
AUGACCUCGAUUUCGUCCAGCGUUCUGGAAUAUGAAUAUGAGAAUGGCCGGCGCUAUCACAGUGGUCGAACGGGCCAUUACAUGUAUGUUUCGUGGUCCACGGGUUGUGCGGAGUCGAUGGCUGACACUGAUAGGAUGCCGAACGACGAAGAAGAACAAGAUCGAAUGGACUUGCUACACAAAGCCCCCAUUAAAAACCCACAGAAUAUCUUAGACCUCGGCACUGGCACGGGUAUAUGGGCUCUUGAUAUCGCCGAGUAUGCAACCCACCAAUAUUUCCCUGCAAUGCUGACUCUAGACAGAAAAUUCCCCGGCUCGCAUGUCAUCGGGAAUGACAUUAGCCCAAUCCAACCGAGUUGGGUGGCUCCCAAUGUGGAAUUCAUCGUCGAGGACUUCGAAAGCGAAUGGCAUUACGAGAAAGACAGCUUCGACUUUAUCCACGCACGCUUACUCGCAGGGUGCGUGGCAGAUUGGCCCACAUUCUUCAGUCGGAUCUUUGAGCACGUCAAGCCCGGGGGCUAUUUCGAGAUUAAAGAAAGUGCCGUCUGGGCAUGGAGCGACGAUGGCACACUCACAGCCGACUCGCCUCUCUUCCAAUACUUACAAGCUCUCGAUACAGCGGGGCGAGUCAUGGGCCGUGAGCUUAACAUCUAUUAUAAAUUGAAAGAGUGGAUGAUCGAGGCCGGAUUCGAGGAUGUCCAGCAGUUCACGUAUCUGCUGCCAUAUUCGCCAUGGCCGCGGGACCCCUAUCUCAAGGAAAUCGGCAAAUAUCAGGCUGUGAUGGUUCAGCAGGCUGUGGAAUCAUACGGGUUGCGACUCUGUACGCAGGUUUUGGGCUGGGGUGCUGAGCCCGCUCGUAUUUUCCAGGCUAUGGUCAAGAAGCAGCUGAGGGAUAAGCACCUGCAUGCUUAUGUUAAAGAGUGA